GGUCUGCAUUCAGCUGAGCUAACAUGAGCAGUACCGGGGAGGAGAUAAUGCAGUGGAUUAACGGCAACAGGACAAUCAGACAUCGAGCUUUAUGUGUAUAAUAACACUGUUUUAUGAAGGAGACGGGUACUGGCCUCCUGCGAGUCUUCAUCAGCGCCUCAGGUUGAGCGUUACUGCUUCACUUCGUCAUCACACAGCACCAUUGCAGCGAGGCGGUGUCAGUGUGAAGAACCUUGGUGACUACUGCUGUGGCAGGGCAGAAGCACCCAGCUCAGGAAGAUGGCAUCACCGUUUGUGCCUGUUCCAGUGCCCUUGGACAGAGCGGGAGGUAGCGGCAAGCUCAGGCGGCCACAACGAGCUUCAUCACUGGGAAGCGUUUCCAGCACUUCAGCCGGUGAGGACCACGGAAGAGGAUGUGGAGGAUUAGGCUCCCGGCGCCAAUCCCGCUGCAUAGACAGAGGCAGCCGGAGCAGGACACCGCCACCCCUUCAGAGCCCUGUGGUACGGGCCAGGGUGAAUGGGACUUUGGAGACCUCAAUGGAGUACUCCAGCUGUCCCCGCUCUAUAUCUGAUCCUGCUGGGAGCCAGCAAGGGGAGGAGAGGCCUAUUACCCCGACUGUGCUGGGGUAUGAGGUCAUGGAGGAGAGGGCCAAAUUCACGGUAUUUAAAGUCCUGGUUAGGAAGACUCCAGAUGAGAGCUGGGUUGUUUUUAGAAGGUACACAGACUUCUCCAGACUCAACGACAAGUUGAAGGAGAUGUUCCCAGGCUUCCGCCUCUCUCUGCCUCCCAAGCGGUGGUUCAAAGAUAACUAUGACAGCGACUUCCUGGAAGACAGACAGUUGGGGCUGCAGGCAUUUUUGCAAAACCUGGUUGCACACAAGGACAUUGCCAACUGCCUGGCAGUGAGAGAGUUUCUGUGUCUGGAUGACCCACCUGGGCCUUUUGAUAGUCUGGAGGAGAGCCGAGCGUUCUGUGAGACUCUGGAGGAGAGCAACUAUCGUCUCCAAAAGGAGCUGGUAGAGAAGCAGAAGGAGAUUGCCUCCCUGAAGAGGAGGCUGCAGGAGAAGGAGCAAGCUAUCCUGCUACUGGAGAAACAUAUCAAUGGUGAGUGUCUGAGCCCGGAGUCUCUGUGUGGUCUGUCAGCUCAGGGCAGUGAGAGCAGCGCAGAUGCAGAUGUGGAGUCGUCUGCUGCAGAGGCUGAUCAGGAUGUGCAGAAUGACACUGGUGGCAGGUGUGAAGUCCAACCGGUGCGAUCCUCUGCUUGUUGGUGUGGGCCGUCGCUCAGCUCCUCGCCUCCGGUCAUACAGGUCACUCAGCUUUACCACCAGAAGCUGGAACAAUAACAGUGGUCCUCCUCUUCUUCCAUCCCCCAUGUCCUCAGUCUCCUGCUCUUCUAGACCACCCCCUCCCCCUUCUGUUGUGUUUAUUCCAGCACUAUUUGUUUGUUUUUUCUGACUUCUCUUUUACCAUUCCCUCCUCCCGACCACAAUUCCCCUUUUACACCUUCCAGAUUGUAGCCGCUGUUUCACCUUCCAGUGUUGGAGUUGGAUGUGAGGCAGCCUUUAUCUCAAGAUCUGUACAUAAGUUAAAAGGGAAUAGUUGAUACUGCAACAGCCUGUUUCACUUAUAUUCCCCCUUUACAAACGGGUCAUCGGAUAUUUAAGGACUUCUCUCUGACCUUCUGCAACUGUUUCUGGAAUUACAUGGCUACACUCCUUAAAACCUCAAAGUUGAAGUUGUCUUAAACUGUGUGGGGAUUCUCAGUCCUACUCGUUCACUUUUGAACUUCACACCGCGGCCGCAAAUUUGGAUCAGUUUGAUCCUGUGGACACCAAGCCAAAGUUUGGCUUCUUGACCAAAAAAAAAAAAAGAAAGACUUUUACAACUGUGACAAUCUACAGCUAACCAUCAUCUCAUCAGUUACGGCAGACGUGCAUCGCCAUAUGGCUCUUUACUUUUGACAACAGGCCAUCGUCUCUAACCAGAGAAACAACACCCCCAUGUAGUUAUAGAAAAAAAAGGGAAAAAAAUGUGGAUGAAUUAAAUGCCUCAGAACUUACAUUGGUAACCAGGUGGGUAUCACAGAGGAAUGCUAACUUUGUGUUUGCAGGUACUUCCAUGUCGUUGCUUAGAACUGCCAUUGACUCUCAUAGCGGCAGAACCUGAGAAACUUCAUUGUCUUUGCACUUUUAGUCAAAUUCCGUUUGCAUCUUGAAGUCUAGAUUCCCUAAUGCUUUAGUGCCAUAAGUGGUGAAGUCCUGCAAGAGACAACUAAAUCUGUAAUGUGUGAGAGAGCCAAGAAAAGGUGCCCUAAUUGUUACUUUUUUAGGAAUGUAAUCAUUUCCCUGAGACAUGCAUCAGCUUGCUUUUAGACAUUGACUAUGCCAGUCCAUAAAUAUUUACAACACUUAACCUCUUCUGGCACCUUGCCUGUUUAUAUGGGAGUGUAGACUGGGCCUGGACUUGUAUCAGUUUCCUCAAGGUCUGUCAAUAUAGUGUAACUUGAUGUGGGUAUAAUUAAAGGAUCAGUUCACCCAUUUAACAAAAAAUAUAUAUAAUAUAUAAUAUAUUUUUCAACCUAGACCUAGUAGUGAGUGGACAUGUAAAUAGUUCAGAUUAUAUGAAAAGAUGGAUGAUGGUCAUAUACGCGUCCGACCAAUCGCCAUUGGAUCAGAGAACUUCCAUUGGCUCACAUGGCUGUCAAUCAUGACAUCAGUCCCCUCUUCAUAGCAUCAAAUAAUCAAUUAAAAACAAACUUAUGAGAAAAAUGUACACUUGAGCAAACAUCAGGGUGAUGAGAAAUACUCAAAAUGACAUAAACCAUCUUUGCAAAAAAUUAAUUUGAUGUGUACUUUG
Molecule: messenger RNA, 2857 nt
Organism: Plectropomus leopardus (leopard coralgrouper)
Lineage: Eukaryota; Metazoa; Chordata; Actinopteri; Perciformes; Serranidae
Gene: snx16
Product: sorting nexin 16
Biological process (GO): protein targeting to lysosome; endosome to lysosome transport; early endosome to late endosome transport
Cellular component (GO): early endosome; late endosome
Molecular function (GO): phosphatidylinositol binding
Source: RefSeq, a predicted model, not a curated record